Messenger RNA from Nezara viridula (southern green stink bug), 543 nucleotides. Lineage: Eukaryota; Metazoa; Arthropoda; Insecta; Hemiptera; Pentatomidae. The record is from the annotation of a GenBank genome assembly.
GGGCUAUUAGCUAUUUUGAGAAGGUUAAAGUCAUCACCUGAGAAAGAACUUCGAAUUCUCCUACUAGGUCUUGAUAAUGCAGGAAAAACUACUCUAAUGAAAAAACUUUCUGGAGAAGAUGUUACUCAUGUAACACCUACUCAAGGAUUUAAUAUAAAGACUGUGAGUGCUGAGGGAUUUAAAUUGAAUGUAUGGGAUAUUGGUGGGCAAAAAAAGAUCAGACCUUAUUGGAGAAAUUACUUUGAAAAUACAGAUGUAUUGAUUUAUGUUGUGGAUAGUUCUGAUAGAAAACGAAUGGAUGAAACUUCGUUUGAAUUAAGUGAACUUCUGGUUGAAGAUCAGUUACAUGGGGUACCAGUCCUCGUGUAUGCUAAUAAACAGGAUUUGGCCACUGCAGCAACAGCUGCAGAAGUUGCACAAUCCCUGGCAUUGCAAACUAUAAAGGAUAGACAAUGGCAAAUUCAAUCUUGUUCGGCCACAUCAGGAGAUGGCAUUAAGGAAGGGAUUGAAUGGAUUGCACAGCAAACAAUGAAGAAAAACUAG